This is a messenger RNA of Prunus armeniaca (apricot), 597 nucleotides long. The record is from the annotation of a GenBank genome assembly. Lineage: Eukaryota; Viridiplantae; Streptophyta; Magnoliopsida; Rosales; Rosaceae.
AUGCAUAUUCUUCCUCACAUCGACCUUUUCGGGCACUUUGAUGGCUCUGUCGUUCCUCUUCCCAAAUUCGCCAUUGUUGAUGAAGAAGAGAACACCUCUAAGCUUACUGAUGCAUAUAAAGCCAUCGAGUUUGCUAAGGCUCUCUUGAGUUUGCUUAUUGCUUCUCUAUCCCAUGAAGCCAUCGAGUAUGUUAUUGGAAGCAAGACCGCUCGAGAGGCUUGGCUAAUCUCUGUGAUCGCUAUGCUUCGGUUUCUCGUGCUCUGCAAACCGCACAGAAAGUUGCAUGCCGCUCGUGUGAAGAUAUCUGAUGAUGAUUUUACCAUUGCUGCGUUGAAUGGUUUACCGUCGAAAUGUGAUAUGAUUCGCACUGUCUUGAUUGCUCGGGAAUCAUCUUUGUCUCUUAAAGAUUUUCACCCACAUCUUCUUGUUAUUGAAACCACUGCUGAAGCGCGUAUGUUCAAUGGAGGUCGUAAUGACAAUUCUCAGUUUCGUCCAUUCUCUGAAUUUCUUGGUGGGUCGAUUACUUCUUUCAAGUCUAAUUUGCAGCAAGUGAGGCCAUACGACAGCCAAUUGCUAUCAUCGACACUCCACAUCUAA